Hyaloperonospora brassicae is the source of this 1017-nucleotide messenger RNA. The record is from the annotation of a GenBank genome assembly. NCBI's taxonomy places the organism in Eukaryota, Oomycota, Peronosporomycetes, Peronosporales, Peronosporaceae.
AUGGUGCUGCGCAUCGGAGCUGCUCGAGCGCGCCGGCUCUGGCGCCCUGUACCCGCUCGCUGUGCACUCGCGUUGCUGCGUGAGCACGUCGCAGUGUCUCUGGUCCACGUGCAGCAGCGUCAGUCGUCAACGGGGCGCGCCGGAUCGACGUUCAAUGAGUUGCUAAGUGACAGUCGAAAACGCCAUACGACAGACCCAUUGAUCGAGAAAGAAGAGGACGUUGAAGCCACAAGCGACUCGAGUCCCCUCGCACGUCUGUUGCUGCACUCGAAGCACUUUCAGCUCGAGAUGGAAAAGGUUUCGUACGACGACGGCGAGGAGGAGGAGGAGGAGGUCGUAGACAGCAAUGGACGAGAUGGGGCAGGUGAUGGAUCGGAGGGGUACAGAGAAAGCAGCAGCACUCGUCGUCGGUCUUCUGACACUUGGGAGCGUCGCUUGGUUCGUCGUCAGCGCUAUGGCAAUGCUGAGCUUGGGCGGAGUGCAGUGGACCACAUUGUGCACAAGGACACGGACGAGAUUGACUAUGACGCUGGGCUGGAGAACGUCUGGGACGAGCUCGAGCGCAAGCAGCGCAGAUUCGAUCAGACGCUGCGACGGGAUCACGAUCGGGACCACGUGUGCACGAACUGUGGCGAACGUGGCCAUCGCGCUCGGAAUUGUCUCGUGCCGCCCAUUUGCUCGAAUUGCGGCAACUUUGGCCACAGAGCUCAUCAGUGCAGGUACGGACCGACCCCUGACACGAUCGAUGAGUUCCUCGCGCAGGGUGACGAGAUUCACGAGCGCAAGAAAAAGGACCGAAAGGUGAGGAAGAAAGCCAUUGAAGCCGUCAACAACCCGAGCAUGCCGCGCCCGCAGGAGGUGCCCAUGAGCCACUUUUACACGCGUAACGAGGACAUACGCAAGGAGCUGGAUGCGGAACUUGAUGCAUACGCCGACGUGCUGGAAACACAAGCUCGAAAGCGCCGAGCGCGGAAGGCGGAAAAGGAUGCAGCAACAACGUCAGUGUCCGAGAAGUAG